Molecule: messenger RNA, 935 nt
Organism: Orycteropus afer afer
Lineage: Eukaryota; Metazoa; Chordata; Mammalia; Tubulidentata; Orycteropodidae
Gene: CDX1
Product: caudal type homeobox 1
Biological process (GO): embryo development; cell differentiation; anterior/posterior axis specification
Cellular component (GO): nucleus
Molecular function (GO): RNA polymerase II transcription regulatory region sequence-specific DNA binding; DNA-binding transcription factor activity, RNA polymerase II-specific
Source: RefSeq, a predicted model, not a curated record
GGCGAGUUCAGGUGAGCAGUUGCUCGUCGGGGCGGCCGGCGGCUCGGGGCCCAGCAUGCGCGGGGGGCCCCGUAGCCACCAUGUACGUGGGCUAUGUGUUGGACAAGGAUUCUCCCGUGUACCCCGGCCCCGCCAGGCCCGCAGGUCUCGGCCUGGGCCCUCAGGCUUACGGCCCCCCACAGCCGCCCUCCGCGCCCCCGCAGUACCCCGACUUCACUGGCUACUCUCACAUGGAGCCGGGCCCCGCGCCCCCUGCGGCAUGGAGUGCGCCCUUCCCUGCACCCAAGGACGACUGGGCCGCCGCCUAUGGCCCAGGCCCCGCGGCCCCCGCCGCCAACCCAGCCUCGUUAGCGUUCGGGCCCCCUCCGGACUUUAGCCCGGUGCCUGCGCCCCCUGGGCCCGUGCCUGGCCUCCUGGCGCAGCCCCUCGGCGGCCCGGGUGCACCGUCCUCUCCUGGAGCUCAAAGGCGGACGCCCUACGAGUGGAUGCGGCGCAACGUGGCGGCUGGUGGCAGUAGCAGUGGUAAGACCCGGACCAAGGACAAGUACCGCGUGGUUUACACUGACCACCAGCGCCUGGAGCUGGAGAAGGAGUUCCAUUACAGCAGAUAUAUCACCAUCCGGCGGAAAUCAGAGCUGGCUGCUAAUCUGGGGCUCACUGAGCGGCAGGUGAAAAUCUGGUUCCAAAACCGGCGGGCAAAGGAGCGCAAAGUAAACAAGAAGAAGCAGCAGCAGCAGCCCUCACAGUCACUACCACCAACCCUUGAAGUCACCCCGACCCCAGCUGGGCCACCCCUGGGGGGCCUGUGCUCCAGCUCUGCCAACCUCCUGGGCACCUCCUCCCCAAUGCCUGUCAAGGAGGAGUAUCUGCCAUAGGCCCUGCCCAGUCUCACAGGCCUGGGGACCUGGGGACUCGGGUACUGGGACUGUGCCUCC